UAUGUGUUCAUAGCUAAAGAUCAAUGCUUUGGAUAAAAAAACUCAAGAGAAAAGAGACGAACCUUUGUUCCUUGAAAUAAUAGUGGAUGAUGUUAAUGAUAAUAAUCCAGAGUUUGAAGGCAGCCUUAAUUUCAAUGUGGAUGAGCAAACUACAAAUAUGGUAGUGGGGAAAGUGAAUGCUACAGACAAAGAUGAUCCCAAAACUGAUCACGUUAGGAUCAAAUUCACACUCAAAGAUGGGCUGGAACAUUUUGCCAUCAACCCAGAUACAGGUGUCAUCACCACGGUGUCCAAUAAACUGGACCGAGAGACAAAAGACAAGCAUAUGGUGACUGUAGAGAUCAGAGACUUGAAGGGGGCACCAAACGGUCUUUCUAACACAGCUACGGCAACGAUCACCUUGAACGACAUCAAUGACAACCCACCAACUUUCAGAGAAACAUCUUUUAAAGCCACCACUCCAGAAAAUAAGGAGGGGGAACAUCUUAUCCUUAGAAUUCCUGUGGACGAUAAAGAUUUGGAAGGCACAGAUAACUGGGUUUCCAAAUUUGUCAUCACAAAAGGAAAUGAAAAUGGAUAUUUCAGGAUUGAUACUGAUCCCAAGACAAAUGAAGGACUUCUCUAUGUUACAAAGCCCUUAGAUUACGAGAAGACCAAGAAUAUGGAGCUCAUGAUUUCGGCCCAGAAUAAAGCAGAGCUGAAAGGCACCACUGCCCAGUGGCUGUCUGUCCCAGUGAACGUUGCUGUCACUGACAUCGACGAAGGCCCUGAAUUCCUUGCUCCGACUGUUACCUUCACAGUUGAUGAAAACUUACCAAAUGGCACAAUAAUAGGAACAUACAAAGCUAUAGAUCCAGAGACCAAGAGCAGCGACGGAAUCACAUAUUACAAGAUGAAUGACCCAGGCUCAUGGGUUAGAGUGGACAGACUAUCAGGAGAGCUGACCGUUUCAAACACAAUCGACCGAGAAUCCCCUCUCGUCAAGGAUGGAAUGUAUAACUUAACUGUGCGGGCCGUUGAUGCCAGUUCCAAGACAGGAUUAGGACAAGUUAUUCUUUUAAUAAAGGAUAAAAAUGACAACACUCCAUCGUUUCCAAAGAAACUGCAGAUGUGUGAAGGAAAGGAUGACAUGAUGACCUCCGUGGUGUUUUUGGUUGAAGACCGUGACCUCAUUCCAUAUUCUGGCCCCUUCAGUUAUGAAAUCCCUGCUGAGCACAGUAGCAAAUGGCUUGUGAGAUCACAUAAUGCUACUGCCGGAAUGUUGCUGGCAAAGGAAAAACUUCCCAGAGGGCUUUACAAUGUCCCUAUAACUGUGAACGAUCAACAAGGACAUGGUGAAACACAGAUGACAGAAGUGAUGAUCUGCCAGUGCGUAAACAACAAAUGCAUAACCAAAGAUCGCUCUAUAGCCCUGGGACCGCUGGGUAUUCUGGCCUUGCUCUUACCCCUGCUCCUCCUCCUGUUGCUCGGUUUACUGCUGUUCUUUAUCUGCACUACAAAGACUGAGAAGCACCGAAUUGAGGACAACGCAUAUAGUAGUGGGAUCCUACUUCCAUCGAACACAGAGGCACCCGGCGAUGAAGUGGAUUCUAGUCUCAUACUUCUUCCUAAUUCUGGGAUUGAGCAGGCAGUGAAAGGUUCACUCAAGGGUUCUUUGCUGAAUGUCGGGUGGGUGGGAAACAGGAGCGCAAGCACAAUCGGAGGACACAGCCUGCACGAGAAUGGAUUUCAAAAGAGCACUGGUCUUAACACAUUGAAUAUGCAUACGAUUUCCUCCAGCCAGUUUGACCAGUAUGGUCAGCACGUUGGGAGUCAAGUUUUCAAUAGUGGCAUGGAUUAUGGUCUCUACGGCAUGGACAAAUCUCAACGUCAGGCUUGGCAGACAAACAGCCUUUAUUUGAAACAGAAACUGGCAUACAUGAAAGGCGCAGGGGAUGAACGCUAUGCGGAUGACCUCAUCCACGCCUACGGAUAUGAGGGGACGGGCUCUGUUGCCGGCUCCAUUGGAUGUUGCAGUGAUUUCGAUGGCAGAGAGAACUUAGAAUUUAUGAACACUCUCGGGCCAAAGUUUAAAACUCUUGCAUCUGUUUGCACAAAGAGAUGAACAAAGACGAAACAGUGGUGUUUACUUUUCAUUGUACAAUAUUUAGAUGCUUGGGAUGUGAAUGCUUGGAAUGGACCUGAAUGACGAUCCUGUUUGUGUUUUGUUUUUAUUGUUUCAUGCUAAUAUUUUUUAUUUUGUUUUUUAGUUGAAGUCUUUUGCACUGAAAACAAAGCAGAUGUAUUUUUUUUAUGUGUUCCUGUGUGCUAAUUUGCUUCUAUAGCCUUGGUUAUGUCCAGAUUAGGUUGUAUAUGAAGACAGCGGAAAGUGUAAAAUCUUUUUGUAAUUACUUUUGGUUUUUAGGUUUUUAUAAAUCUUAUCAUAAAAGAAGUUGUAUAUUUGCAGUUGUAUAGUGCACUUUUUACUAUUUCAGACUUCUUGUUUCCUUUACUUACAUUUCACAGUAUUUAAUACAUACAACAAGUUUCCACAUGCAUAACUCAUUUAGAUUUUUGGUUCCUUUCGUUUUACUUUAGGUUUUUUCCACUGCCUGUCCAAUUUUUGUAGUAAUUGUGUGGAGGCACAUUCCAGGAGCAUAUAAAUGUGUGUGACUGGGUGUAGCUCCUGCUGAGUUUCAGAGGGAUUAUUGCAACAUUCUGAGACAAUGAGCAUGUGAAAGUUAACAGAUUGGUGUAAAAAAGAAGGGGUGGGGUGUGACAACGCCUUCAACGGAAUGCGUGCCCUUACACAAUGCAAGGUCAGACAAUUCGCUCAUUAUUGAAGGGGAUCAAAUAUUUAUCGUUAGGUAAAGUGAUUUGUAAGUGCAUUUUUGUACUACUGUAUGUCACAUGAUGUAAGUUUUGCUGCUGUCAUUUUUUUUUAAUGAGCUGAAAAGUGUGAUAAAUUCUAGUAAAAUCUGAAGCUAGGUUAAUGGAUAUAGUUUAGUGGGGAAAACCAUAAAAAAACAUAACAAAAAACAAAAUAAUCAAUGUUCCAACUUGUAAUUCAUCUGACUUUACCAAAGUCUGUUACCAGGUUGAAGCAGGUGCUUUGUCAGCUUAUGUUUUGCUGCUCCGGUAAAUAAAUUACUGGGUGUGGCCUUCUGAACAGUACAGUGUUGCAAUAGCUCGGUCCUGUAAAGACAAGCUUACAGUUAGUUUGUUGUCAAGUAGGUUACAUGCCAGAGUUAGAACUUCCUUAGUUUUUUUUUUUUAUGCUACUCAGUUCCUCAAUAUAAAAAGCACAGCAUGAUAAUUGGCAGCAAUAAUAGCAACACGCUUCCUAAAAAAAUAAUUUAUAGUUUUUGUUGCUUGCAAGUUUAAAAAAAAAUCUUUUUACCAUAAAAUAUUCCCUUUUUAGAUGAAUAAAACCAUCUACUAGAAUAGUAAGGAAUGUCCAAAUGAACAUGUAUGCAUAGUAACAUGAAGUACAAAUUGCAAUAGAAAUACCUUCUUUGUAUUGAUUUUUUCUAAUAUUUCAUAAAGCUGUUAUUUGUAAAUUAACAAAGGUCAUUAUUGUUAAUGCCCACUGACUUUACUGGUCAACACUGCUUACCUGUUAAUAAAAAC
Messenger RNA from Cyprinodon variegatus (sheepshead minnow), 3609 nucleotides. RefSeq names its product desmocollin-3-like. The transcript has 11 exons. The record is from RefSeq and is a predicted model, not a curated record. NCBI's taxonomy places the organism in Eukaryota, Metazoa, Chordata, Actinopteri, Cyprinodontiformes, Cyprinodontidae. Gene Ontology annotation, molecular function: cadherin binding; calcium ion binding. Gene Ontology annotation, cellular component: intercalated disc; lamellipodium; adherens junction. Gene Ontology annotation, biological process: brain development; cell-cell junction assembly; regulation of axonogenesis. Bases 158 to 2104 code for a protein of 648 amino acids.